Molecule: messenger RNA, 2894 nt
Organism: Xylaria bambusicola
Lineage: Eukaryota; Fungi; Ascomycota; Sordariomycetes; Xylariales; Xylariaceae
Exons: 3
Biological process (GO): regulation of DNA-templated transcription
Molecular function (GO): zinc ion binding; DNA-binding transcription factor activity, RNA polymerase II-specific
Source: RefSeq, a predicted model, not a curated record
GGGAGCGGCAUCAAACCCCGCACGGGGAAGACUAGAACUGCAUUGCGGUAAUAUGGAAUGGGUCCUUCAUUAUACAUGUUCCAUUUCCGCACCUCCUUGUCCUUAAUCUCCUGGAAUAGCAGCCUAAGAUUUGCUACUACUCAGCUCAUUGCGGAGCCAGAUUUUUCUCUAUGAGCUCAUAUUCUCGUACGCCAGACAAUGUCCUUUAUGAGAGCCAGGCGUCAAAACCAUUCAUGCGACCAGUGCAGGAGAAGCAAGAAAGCCUGCGACGGCUACUUGGUCAAUAAUCGAGAAAGGCCGGGAUUUUCUCUAGAUCCCCAGGAUGAAGUUCUCCCAUGUUCUUACUGCGUUAAGACAAAGAAGCGAUGCAGUUUGAACUUACAUUGGACAUCUCAAGGUGAAGGAUCCCCCCCAUCUGGGAUGGGUGGCUUCUCAGACGAAAUUGGGAGAAUCGAUAACCGAGACGAUUGUAUAUCCACAAAUUCAGGGGGCACAUCGGGUUUGCUACCAACGCCCUCGCCAAAUCAUUGGGGCUUAAACUGGGACACCUCCCUUCCUAGAUUGGGGGAGGCUGUAUCAGAAGAUAUCUCACCACAUCUUGAUGCUGGUUCCAGUCAAGAAAUAGACUUACGCACCGGAGCAGAUAACUUCACACUGGGGAGUGGAACUGCGCUCAUAAAUCUUCCUCAAUCAGCCGAAGAUUACAGUUCCACUCAUCUGGACUUGGAUUCAUAUUCACAAGGCACAGAUUUUGAUCAUCUCACAACCAUCUCAGCAAUAUCUCACUCACACUCAAUGCCCCUUAACUCCGGUUAUUCGAUGCAAUCCGCACAUCGUAGGAGAGAGAUGCUAAGAAAGAACUACAGGACGCGUCGACGCAGCGGUAGUCAGCCUGAAAACCUUUCAACUUCAACUUCCCCCAAUGGUCUUACCCAAAGAGUGAUGAUAAAUUGUAACAACCAUUUGAUCACAGAAAACCUGCUUCAAAUAUAUCAUGACGUGCUCGAGAAUAACCUCGAAUGUUGGCUAUCUGAGGAUGUAUGUCCGUACAAGAUGAAAUCGAGAAGGACUGAACUGCAUCCAAAUCCUGGCAGAGAUGCGUCAACUACACCCGAACUAGGCGCAAUGGGACUAAAUUCAAUAUAUCAUCGCGUUAAACACCUUGAUCGAAUCGCUCAAUCGACAGGAUUAAUCCAACUCACCUACGCCGAAAACCAGGCUACUUCGAAAGCCCUAAAUUUAGUUAUAAUGGCAUUUGCUACUCAGUGGUCCCAGAGCCGUCGGCGAAGAGAGGAUAUAUUUUCAGCCUCUCUAAACCCUAUCGACCCAGCUGAGUCCGAAGACAUGCCCGAUGACUCUGCAGAUGAAUUCGAGGAAAGCCUUCAACACUCGCUUUGGGAACAAGCAAAGCAGGCACUUCUAGGUGUCGCGAAUCUGGAAUCGUACAGGGUCGUCUAUGCUGAAUUGAUAUUCGGUCUUAUUCAAAGACCAUGGACAACCACCAACUACUCUGGAACCAGCCUUCCAGGACCCCCGAGUAGCACCUUUACCGACAUGAAACUGUCGUUGCCACAAAUCAUGGAAAUCAUAUCCCAAGAUGGACCUCCAGUAUUCACAGAGAGAGCAAGUCGGAAAAUGCAGGUCCUGAAAUGCCACUUUGAAUCAAAUGAAGCAGGAGUCCUUAGAUACAACAAUGGGUUUCCCUCACAACAACAGAACCACGCUGUUUCAAAGGUUACUCUCGAAGAAAGAACUACAAUCGGCCAGUUAUAUUGGCUUGCAGUCAUGUUCGACACCGUCUCUUCGUCAAUGAAUGAGCGGCCUGUUGUUGUAGCAGACGAGGACUGCCAACAUGAAGCUACGUAUUGCUCAUCUAAUACAGUCGAUCGACCAGUCAAUUAUCGUUGGGAUCUUGAAUUGUUCGCCGGGGACAACACUAGAAACCCCUCAACACUAAUUUGGCCAUGUCCAUAUGAUUCGGCCAUUCAGGCUGUUGCCAGAUCAGCCGCUGUCAAAGUGUUACUUUUCAGAUAUGUCUCAUAUCUCCAGAAAGCCUUAAGGAAGCGAGAAAAAAGUUCCGAGAUCGAGGAAAUAAUCAUGGCCGCGAUGCAGAUAUACAAAUACUGGAACCUAUCACAUGGGGCCUUUUUCCGAUCUUUGAUUAAGAACUAUGACUCUAUUCCAGUGCGAAUCAAGAGCUGGUUCCCAUGCAUCCAUAUCCCUUGGCACUUGGGAGCACUGAUGCUUGCUGAACUAAUUGAGUUCGUCGAUCAAAAUGGGCUCGGAAUUGAAGAAAACAGCCUGAACCGUCUCAGUAUUAACAUGACAGUGAGAAUUAAAAAGUCAAGUGCCCUGGAAUUAUCUGAUCUUGCAAGAGUUACUACGCCUCGGGAAAUCGGUAACAUGCCCGCAGAACAACUACCGGGUUUCCAUUUUGCUGUCAGCGAGGGCUCUAUAUUGACAGAGCCUUGGACUGUGUUGCUUGUCAGAGCAUUCACCAAGGCAUCUAUAUAUCAUCUGAGCGCGGCGGAGAACCUACGGAGACAGGAGUGGGAUAUCCUAGGCCAAGAAAGUGAGGAAUACCGGGAGACCUUGACUCGGGCCAAUACCUGCAUAAAGGCGCUCUGGUUUUUAGGUAGGAAAUCAGAGAUGGCAAGGCGUCUUAGCAAGGUGCUAGGUAGAGUACUAAGGAGCCAAGGAGAAGAGUGUCAGAAUAGGCGAGCUAGUUGAUUGGAGGUUCAUAUUAGAAUAGAGGACAUAUGUCAGAAUAGGCGAGCCAGUUGAUUGCAGGUGCAGAAGUGUAUAUAUUGUUAUUAAGCAAAUUCUGCUCUACCCCUAAAGCGUAUACUAAUAAUUUUAUAAGGUAGAUUUCCGGAAUUAAAGGUAUUUUAACU